Rosa rugosa (rugosa rose) is the source of this 1131-nucleotide messenger RNA. RefSeq lists its product as uncharacterized. The coding region runs from base 171 to 953 and encodes 260 amino acids. Gene Ontology annotation, molecular function: S-adenosylmethionine-dependent methyltransferase activity. The record is from RefSeq and is a predicted model, not a curated record. Lineage: Eukaryota; Viridiplantae; Streptophyta; Magnoliopsida; Rosales; Rosaceae. The transcript is spliced from 3 exons.
AACAGUCAUAAUGGUUGGUUAGAUGAAUAGCCAACCAUCUGCUUACGGGCCUAUCAAACUAAAUUAAAUUAAAUCAAAUAAUUCAACAUCUUAUACCCUCUCACCUCCCAACUCUGAAUCUCAAGCUCUCUAAUCAUCUACCUUCUCCAACAGUGGCCGGAAAUAGGAAAAUGGCUGGUCUAUUUGACAAGCAGGCAGAGAUAUACGUGGAAGCUCGGCCAACAUAUCCCAAGGAAUGGUAUUCAAAGCUGGCUGCUCUCACCCCACAACACUCUUUAGCUUGGGAUGUUGGCACUGGCAAUGGCCAAGCUGCUCUUGGUCUUUCAGAGCAUUACGAGCAAGUAGUAGCAAGUGAUAUAAGUAAAGCACAGCUGAAACAUGCCAUCCAGCACCCUCGAGUUCGAUACAUUCACACUCCAACAUCAAUCUCAGACGAUGAAAUGGUCAACUUGAUAGGGGGCGGUCAUGAGAAUUCAGUGGAUUUGAUUACUGUGGCAGAGGCUGUUCAUUGGUUUGAUCUCCCAAAGUUCUACUCGCUUGCCAAACGCCUUCUGCGUAAACCAGGAGGCAUAAUUGCUGUUUGGGCCUACAACAGAAUGCUGGUAAACCCAGAUUUUGAUCCUGUAUUUGACCGUUUCCGCGAAAACUCUAUACCAUUUACGCACCCAAACUCAAAAUACGUAAGGGCGGCUUACAAGACGCUUCCUUUUCCAUUUGAGAGCGUUGGAUUGGGUCGUGAAGGUGAACCUAUCACAGUUGAAAUACCAAAGGAAUGUUCAUUUCAGGUGGUUGAGAGGAUGUUGAGGUCUUACUCUGCAGUCACUAGAGCUAAGGACCAGGGAGUGGACUUGUUGCCUGAAGAAGUGAUAAAAGAGUUUCAAAGAGCUUGGGGUGGGCAUGAUCUGGUUAGAUCUUUUAAGUACGAGGCUUUUAUGCUGGUGGGAAAGUUGUAAUGCUUUUGUAAUGUUGUAUUGGCAUGGGGAUAGAACAGACUGAUGCCUAUUUUCCCAAACAAUAAAAUUUCCAAACCAAAGCCCUCGGCUUGUAAUACCAAGGCAUAUCCAAUAGGAAAUGAUCCUGCAACCAUGGCAUUUCUCAUAAGAUUUCUAAAGGUUGAUGAUAUUCACAUUC